CAUGGCAGUCUCUCUAUUCUGUAAUCUAAUAAUUUUGCAUCUCUUCUUUCUUUUUUCUGAAGGAAAUAAUCAUGCACAGAUGCUGUUUGAUGGCUAAUCAAAUGUUUGAUUAUCGCUGAUUAUAUUUUCUUUAAGCCUCAUUUUUCACUCUCUCUCUGCCUUAGACCAAAAGCGAAGAUCGCUCUCUCAGCUCUCUCUGUCUUCAACAAUAAUCAAAACCCAUAAGGGAAAUAACCGGAUCUACCGCUUCUUGCUGCUUUGGUGCUCUAUAUGGUUACUGGUAGAUCUGCUUGUGAUUGUUGUUUGCCAACUGAAAAUGUCAUAUGAUGAAGUUCUGAAAGCUGUUUUUCCUUUGCUGGAUGGUGUGGACCUUGCUUCGUGUAUGGUGGUUUCCAAACAGUGGAGAGAUACUGCACGAGAUGAUUACUUCUGGAAAUGCCUAUGCGCCAAGAGAUGGCCUUCAAUUUGCAAGAGGCCUAAUCCUCCAACUGUAACCUACUGCAAGCUGUAUCAGACGUUUUAUAAACGACAGAACCGUCAAACUCUACUACCCCCAAGACUUUCUUUUGAUGAUUUGGAAUUUUUCAUCGAUAUCUGGAGUGAAGAAAAAUUGAUUUUCUCAGAAGUGGUCCCAGGACCUGUCUUGCUGGGUGGAAUCAAAGUCCCACCUCCAGGGAUAUGCGACAUACUCAGAUUUCACCUUGAAGGUCCUGAUUAUAAGAUGACUCUGCCUGUUGAGCCAAGGGUCAAAAUUCCCUUGAGCCAGACUGUAAGUGUUUCAGUGCUUGUGGGGCGCAAAGAUACUAACAAGGUUGCUCGUGUAAUCAAUAGAUCUGUGUUUGAUUAUAUAGAUCGGACAGCCUAUAGAUCUAUGGCAUUUGAGUACCUUGAUUUCUCUCCAGCACACCCAUUCGUUCCCGGUAUUCGGGCAUGGAUUUCUUUGCUCUUCAUGGAAGAUGGAAAUGAGGGUGUCAUUGAUGUUUUCGGGAUUGAAAUGGAUUUCCGUGAUGCUGCAAACUCCAGGGAGGAGGUUUUGUGGCUGUUGGACAUGCUUGAUUGGAAGUGAAGUGUGGAUCUGCAAUGACCGGCUAAGAAGUGAGGCACUGGGCUCGAUCAGGUGUAUACAGUAGUGCUGGAUUCUUCAUUGUUCUACCCCCUGCAAGGGGACUGUCCAUGGAGAAGAGUUCAAGGUCUAUCCUUGGUACAGAUCUGGCUUUGAGUUAAUAACAUUUUAUUACAUGUUCAAAGACUGUAAAUAAUUUGUUGUCAUCAUUCAUAUGGACAUGUCUUGUGUAGUAGUUCCUCUAGCCUCCUAUCAGCCAUUUGGAAUGUGUUCAUCCCAGAAGGUUGACCUAGUGCCAAAACAAUGUAAUAAUAUCUUUGCCUUAUUGAGUAAUAAUUAUUAAAGUACUGUUAUUGGCA
Ricinus communis (castor bean) is the source of this 1422-nucleotide messenger RNA. Its product is annotated as F-box protein At5g39250. The coding region runs from base 317 to 1066 and encodes 249 amino acids. The transcript is spliced from 2 exons. The record is from RefSeq and is a predicted model, not a curated record. NCBI's taxonomy places the organism in Eukaryota, Viridiplantae, Streptophyta, Magnoliopsida, Malpighiales, Euphorbiaceae. Gene Ontology annotation, molecular function: protein binding.